AUGCGACAUUGUCCUGCGCGCAUCCACAACUUCUACGAAGACGAUGAUGUGGAGUCUGUGACGGCUCAGUCAGGGAAGCAAAGACGGUUUGCGCCAUCGCCACGGCCGUUUUCAGCGCCCUCGAGCUCCCCGCGUGCUGGAAGCGACGCACAGUCUCCCGGCCUCAUCGCCAGCUCGGGAGAGCGUAAUGCCUUCGUCCAGCAAGCGGAAAGGAGUGAGUCUUCCCGUAGCAGCAGCAGUAGCUGCAGCAGUGCGUCCAUCGAGCGUGUGAUACACUGCGACGGGACCACUUCUCAACCAGGUUUCGACUCUAUUUCGACUCACAGCCUUUUCAUCGGUGAAGCGUUGGUGUCGCUGCGGCAGCUACAGGAGUCCGUGGAGGAGGCUGUGCGUGAUGUACGCCGGUUGGAUAUGCUGACGCGGAAGGCCGUGUGGCAUGCGCUGACUCGGCAACCGAGCUCUCGCGAUGCAAGGCUCCACAGGAGGACCACCACCACAUCGGUGCACAAGGUAUCUCCGGGCGUACGGCGUAGCGCAUCUACCUCUGCAGAGGUGCACCACGGAGCCGAAGGCUACUCCGAAUCGACAGCACUCGUGCAUGAGAAACCGUUUCUUCCACCCGACCGCUAUCCCACGACACCAGCGCUACAGGACACUCCCGAUCAUUUUACGCGAAACCUCUUUGGCUCCUUGUUCGCGGCACACCGUGCUGGGCUCUUCGAACAGCAGCGCGCGUGGAUGCAGCGCCGCCUACCUCGCAACACAACGGAAGCUCCUGCCGUCGCCGAGAUUCCCUCGUCCUCGCCGGCUUCGACUCGCCGUACAGCACUGCAGCGGGUCUCCAGCUUGAAAAGCUCCGCCACAGCUGCACCCCGGAGCAGCCGAACCACUGUCGCCUCCGGAGGUAGUUGCGUGGGGGCACCGACGGCAGACGCCGUUGACGUCGAGGAAGAGCGUGUUCGAUCGUCUGUGUCGCUGAUCAUUCUCCGCGUCGCGAAGGACCGCGCCAUCGCGACUGUGUUUCUCCGUCAACUACGCCUCGAGGCGUACAAGCGGCGUGCUCUCCGCGAGAAUGUCGACUUGCGCUACAGCUACUACGUCCAGCGCCGCUUGCUGCGACGGUGGAGCGACGCGUCGGUGAUGCAGAGACGCUGGCGCGUCUCUCUCCUGACGCGCAUCAUCCUCCAUUGGCAGCGUUUUGUGCAGACGCGAAAAGCGUUACGCGGUGUCCUGUCCUCGUGGAGGCGACUUUUGCAGCAGCGNCAGCAAGCACAAAGCCAGCGCUGCUUCAAGCACUGGCUCCGAACCUUCACCUGGCACCGUGAACGAGGCGCACUCUAUGAGACUGCUAGUCAGUUCGCCGCGUCUCGGCAGCGGUGGCGCCACGGCCAAACACUGCUUGAGGCAUGUGAUGGGGGUGCAGAGGUGUUAGCGCUUCUGCAGGGCAGACCACGUGCGUCGGGCAGUGGCACCGUGGUGGUCACCGCGGUCGGACCUCGUCUGCUCCUGCGGCGCCUCUUUUUGGCGUGGAGACAACGGACAGAGUGGCGGCUGAUGGCGCACUUGGCUGCGUGGCACUACGUCCGACAGAUGCGCGCCAAUGUAGUGCGCCGAAUGUGCAGCUGUGCGCGUCGUGUCGCUCUACAGCACUACCGCAGCCGGCCCGAGCAUCAGCGACAGCGCGUUGCACCCGCAGCACACGGCGUGGGUGCAGGGAGUAGUGUCGUGGAGGAGCCGUCACGAGCCCCGCGUCGUGUGUGCAUCGUUUCCGUCUUGCAGAGAGGGCUUCUCAAGUACAAGGUCAGCGCAGCGCUCUGCAUCGCGCACGCGGCCCAGCUCCGCAGGUGCUUUGAUUGGUGGCACAUUCGCGUCCGAGCCCGUCGGGCGGAUCGUUUUCAUCUCCAGUGCGUGUAUGCGUACGUGGUGUGCCGGUGGCUGCAGGCCCUCGCUGCUCAUCGAGCGCGCCGACAGCGGAAGCGGCUAAUUCUUUCUCGCUGGGUGGCAGCCACGGAACAUUGCCAGGCGGCUGCAGUGGCGUGGAAACUGCACGCAUAUCAGUUGGCUCGCCAUGCACUCCGUCUCUGGCGAAGCCGUCUCACAGUGCGUCUGACGCAUCAAGCACAGUUGCUGCAAGGCUGCUUCGAGCGUUGGAGGGAUCGGACGCUGCUGCGACGCGCAGCCAGAGCUCUCCAGCGCACGCGACAGCACGGUUUGCUGCGACAAUGGCACUGCCGUGCACAGGCGCGCGUACAGGUGCGCACAAACCUCUAUGUGGCCGACACUAUCAGUGAAACAGCGCUUGUACUCGGCUGCUUUCGGCGGUGGCGUUUUCGCGCUGCGGAGAGGCAUCGCGCGCGCCUCGCGUGGGAUGUCCUGGUGCAGCUGCGGCGGGAGCGACUGAGCCGGCGCUGCUUCGACGUAUGGCGUAGGCGCACUUUGGCCCCAGCACUGCCAUGGGCGAGGCAUCUCAAAAUGGAUCGUUCCUCCUCUCCCAUGUCGCUGCUUGUGUGA
Molecule: messenger RNA, 2511 nt
Organism: Leishmania mexicana MHOM/GT/2001/U1103
Lineage: Eukaryota; Euglenozoa; Kinetoplastea; Trypanosomatida; Trypanosomatidae
Exons: 2
Coding region: 1-2511 (836 amino acids)
Source: RefSeq, a predicted model, not a curated record